AUGGACCUUCUCGCCGAACUCGAGAUACUAGCUGUCACAGCCAACAACGAAGACAACAGCAUCAUCCUUGAAACUGCCUCUACCAACCAGUACUACAACCACACAACCCAGCCCCCCACCGCCCUCCGCCCUAGGGACAAGAACUCAACCUUCCUCGUCAAGCUCGAAGGACCUCUUAGCAGCCCAUUUCAAGUCCAAGAGCUGUCCAAGUCUGUCACAACCCCCAUCCUCAAAGCAGGAGUCGGCGAAACCUCCACUGCCAACUUCUGCCUCAUUUCCGGCGCCAUGAAGCUCAAUAUUGUCUCCGCUCUCGCUGGGAGUACAUUCUCCGCAACAUUUGUUCGAAUCAACCUCUCCCCGAAAGAUCUCUCCCCACAUAGCAUCGCACCUUGUCUGGGUAGUGAUAUCGAACCUACUCUUCCGCAGAACCGGGCUACUAAUGCGGAUGAGGUGUUUCUUCCGAAGCAGAGCCAGUACCCCGUGUGGUAUUUCUUCUAUGGGGACUUGACUGUGCCGGAAAUUCUAUAUGAAAGAUUGGGGUUGGAUGAAAGGCCUGUGUAUCGAAAAGCAGCGCUUAAGAAUGGGACUCUGAAGACCUGGGGAGGGGGCAAGUAUAAGGCUUUGAUUGAUGGAAAUGCGUCGGCGAGGGUGGAAGGGUGGGCGUAUGAAGUGGGAUCUGAGGAGGAUGAGGAGAUGCUGAGGUAUUAUGGGACGGAUUGCUAUGAGGUGGUGAGGUGUGAUAUUUCUAUGGUGGAUGAUGAGGAAGUGGUCAGGGGGUUGGUGUUUAGGUUAAUGGGGGAUGUUGAUUAG
Molecule: messenger RNA, 810 nt
Organism: Aspergillus vadensis CBS 113365
Lineage: Eukaryota; Fungi; Ascomycota; Eurotiomycetes; Eurotiales; Aspergillaceae
Product: gamma-glutamylcyclotransferase family protein
Exons: 1
Coding region: 1-810 (269 amino acids)
Source: RefSeq, a predicted model, not a curated record